Penicillium psychrosexuale is the source of this 420-nucleotide messenger RNA. RefSeq names its product Guanylate kinase sub-group. The transcript has 2 exons. The record is from RefSeq and is a predicted model, not a curated record. NCBI's taxonomy places the organism in Eukaryota, Fungi, Ascomycota, Eurotiomycetes, Eurotiales, Aspergillaceae. Gene Ontology annotation, cellular component: cytosol. The coding region runs from base 1 to 420 and encodes 139 amino acids. Gene Ontology annotation, molecular function: GMP kinase activity.
AUGUUUGAACUAACAGUCUCCCACACAACGCGGCAACCACGCCCCGGUGAAAAAGACGGUAUAUCCUACCACUUCGUCUCAGUCGAGACAUACAACACCCUCAAGCACAACGGGGAUCUGAUAGAAGACGCCAUGUACACCGGUGCCUUCUACGGCACGAAGACUGGCGUGCAGCAGGUGAAAACAAGCGGGUUUGACGCCCGUUAUGUUUUUGUUAAACCGCGGGAUCUUGGUGUGCUGGAGGAGAGGCUUAGGGGUCGGGGGACAGAGAGUGAGAAGAAUAUUCGGGCUAGACUUGAUCGCGCGAGGAGGGAGCUUGAGUUUGCGGAGACUGCGGGUGUUUUUCAGAGGGUUAUUGUUAAUGAUGAUCUCGGGAGGGCUUAUGCUGAGCUUGAGGAUUUUGUUUUUGGGUUGGGCUAG